This is a messenger RNA of Morus notabilis, 2725 nucleotides long. RefSeq names its product glutamine--tRNA ligase. Gene Ontology annotation, molecular function: glutamine-tRNA ligase activity; ATP binding. The transcript has 23 exons. Gene Ontology annotation, cellular component: cytosol; cytoplasm. The record is from RefSeq and is a predicted model, not a curated record. Gene Ontology annotation, biological process: glutaminyl-tRNA aminoacylation; translation. Bases 103 to 2487 code for a protein of 794 amino acids. Lineage: Eukaryota; Viridiplantae; Streptophyta; Magnoliopsida; Rosales; Moraceae.
ACGUCACUGAAAAUCAAUACCCUAAGUCGGACAAUCUUUACACUUUCACAUCCCCCGGCAGCUCCAACCGCGGAACAGAAAGCAGCCUCCUCUGUUGAAAGGAUGCCGGCGAAGGAUACCUGCUUUGACAAGGAGAAGAGCUUGGAGCUCUUCCUCCGCAUUGGAUUGGACGAUCGAACUGCCAAGAACACCGUCGCCAACAACAAGGUCACCACCAAUCUCACUGCUGUCAUCCACGAGGCUGGUGUAACUGAUGGAUGCAGCCGGGCUGUUGGAAAUCUCCUAUACACAGUUGCCACAAAGUACCCAACAAAUUCCCUUGUGCAUCGCCCAACCUUAGUAGAGUACGUAGUUUCAUCAAAGAUUAAAACCCCAGCUCAGUUAGAAGCGGCAUUUUCAUUUUUUGCCACCUUGGGGCCGGAGAAUUUUAAGUUAAAUGAAUUUGAAGAAGCUUGUGGUGUUGGUGUUGAGGUUUCAGUGGAAGAAAUUGGAAAUACUGUCAAUGAUGUUUUUGAAGAGAAUAAGAAUGCCAUUUUGGAGGAACGUUACCGAACAAAUGUGGGUGAUUUGUUUGCACAUGUUCGGAAGAGGCAACCAUGGGCUGAUCCAAAAAUUGUCAAGCAACUUAUUGACUCGAAACUGUAUGAAUUGCUUGGGGAAAGAACUGCAGCGGAUAAUGAAAAGGUUCCCAAAAAGAAGAAAGAGAAGCCUGCUAAAGUUGAGGAUAAAAGCGCUAUUGUUUCUGCUCCAGAACAUCCAUCUGAAGAAGAUAUUAAUCCAUUUUCCAUAUUCCCCCAGCCUGAGGAAAAUUUAAAGGUUCACACUGAAGUUUUCUUUAGUGACGGGUCUAUCCUAAGAUGUUGCAAUACAAAGGAACUGCUUGAGAAACACUUGAAAGUAACAGGAGGGAAAGUUUUAACUCGCUUUCCUCCUGAACCAAACGGUUAUCUACAUAUAGGUCAUGCCAAGGCAAUGUUUGUUGACUUUGGCCUGGCUAAAGAUAGAGGUGGACAAUGCUACUUAAGGUUUGAUGAUACAAAUCCUGAUGCUGAAAAGAAAGAAUAUAUUGAUCAUAUUAAGGAUAUUGUCCAUUGGAUGGGUUGGGAGCCCUUCAAGAUCACAUAUACCAGUGAUUACUUUCAAGAUCUGUAUGACUUGGCUGUGGAGCUCAUUCGAAGGGGUCAUGCUUAUGUUGAUCAUCAGACACCUGAUGAGAUAAUGGGUUAUAGAGAAAAAAAGAUGAACAGUCCUUGGAGAGACAGGCCGAUUGCUGAAUCGUUGAAACUUUUUGAGGAUAUGAAACGGGGUCUUAUUGAAGAAGGAAAAGCAACGCUUAGGAUGAAGCAAGACAUGCAGAGUGAUAAUUUUAACAUGUAUGACCUUAUCGCAUAUCGAAUCAAGUUUACUCCUCAUCCACAUGUUGGAGACAAGUGGUGUAUCUACCCAAGUUAUGAUUAUGCUCACUGUAUUGUGGAUUCCCUUGAGAAUAUCACACAUUCGCUGUGUACACUUGAAUUCGAGACACGGCGUGCUUCAUACUAUUGGUUAUUGCAUGCACUCGGGCUUUACCAGCCAUAUGUGUGGGAAUAUUCACGAUUGAAUAUCAGCAAUACUGUCAUGUCCAAGCGUAAGUUAAAUCGACUAGUGACAGAAAAGUGGGUUGACGGUUGGGACGAUCCUCGCCUCAUGACACUUGCUGGCUUAAAGCGUAGGGGUGUGACUUCCACUGCGAUGAAUGCUUUUGUUAGAGGAAUUGGAAUCACUAGAAGUGAUUGUAGUAUGAUACGCGUGGAUCGCCUAGAGUAUCACGUAAGAGAAGAACUAAACAAAACUUCUUCUCGCACAAUGGUUGUGCUCCAUCCACUCAAGGUUGUUAUUACGAAUUUAGAAGCUGGCACUACAAUGGAUCUUGAUGCUAGGAAAUGGCCUGAUGCUCCAACUGAUGAUGUUUCAGCUUUCUACAAGUUGCCCUUCUCCAAUGUAAUAUAUAUCGAGCAGUCUGAUUUUCGGAUGAAAGAUACAAAAGAUUAUUAUGGGCUUGCUCCGGGUAAAUCUGUACUACUCAGAUACGCAUUUCCCAUUAAGUGCACUGAUGUUAUCUUCGAUGGUGACAAGGAAACUGUUCUCGAAAUCCGUGCUGAGUAUGAUCCUUCCAAGAAGACAAAGCCAAAGGGUGUCCUUCAUUGGGUUGCAGAACCUUCUCCAAGGGUUGAUCCACUGAAGGUGGAAGUUAGAUUGUUCGACAAACUGUUUCUCUCCGAGAAUCCUGCGGACCUUGAUGACUGGCUUGCUGACCUGAACCCACAAUCCAAGUUGGUUAUACCCAAUGCAUAUGCUGUGCCCACACUUCGCAAUGCCACUACUGGUGAUAGUUUUCAGUUUGAAAGACUUGGCUAUUUUGUGGUUGACAAAGAUUCAACUCCUGAAAAGCUGGUCUUUAAUCGGACAGUAAGACUGCGAGACAGCUACAGUAAGGGUGGGAAAUAGGUUCAUGCCAUGGACGAGUAAAAUGGACGGAGGCAAGUAGAAACGUAUCUUGUGUUUUGUGUUGGAAUUCUUUUUAUACACCGCAAUCAUUGUAAAAACAUUUUAAUAGACAUUGGCCGCGGAAGUUGAGUGAAAAAUUUAUCUGUUAAAUUAUGUGGAAAAGCUAAUUUAAAAUGUUGUUCAUUUUAUUUUAUUUUUUAUGCUUCACAUUGGCCUGUCUCGCAGUCUCGCAGAUACC